This is a messenger RNA of Chelonia mydas (Green sea turtle), 865 nucleotides long. RefSeq names its product erythroblast NAD(P)(+)--arginine ADP-ribosyltransferase. Lineage: Eukaryota; Metazoa; Chordata; Testudines; Cheloniidae. The record is from RefSeq and is a predicted model, not a curated record. Gene Ontology annotation, molecular function: NAD+ poly-ADP-ribosyltransferase activity; NAD+-protein-arginine ADP-ribosyltransferase activity.
CGCACGGCGGAGGGGAACCCCAUCCUGAACUUGGCCUCUAACUCCCUGGACGACGUCCACCGAGGUUGGGUGAAGGCCAUGAAACGGCGCCUCCCAUCCCUGCUGGAAGAGGAGCUGGAGGAGAACCAGCACUUCCAUGAGGCAUGGGACCAAGCCAAGGAGAUGUGGCUGCAGAUGGAGAACCAAGCAAUCUUCCCCUAGACGUUGAGGGCCCUCUACAGCGUCGCUGUCUUCACCUACUCUUUGGAAGAUCCACCACUCUACCAGUCGUUCAACCUGGCGGCCAGAACGGCAUGGAAGAGCCCCCAGGCAGAUGCUGGCUUUCCCUUCAAGUCCUUGCAUUUCCUUCUGACCCAGACGGCCAAGAGGCUAGGAACCAAGGAGCCCAGUUGUGCCAAAGUCUAGAGAGGAACCAAGGUGAAGUUCUCCAUCCAGGGUUUGUUCCGCUUCGGUCAGUUCACUUCCACCUCGGAGAAGAGGCAGGCGGCGGAGGAAUUUGGACACACGACCUUCUUCGUGCCGGUCUCGUCAGGGUUCCCUGUGGGGAAUCUGUCCCGCUUCCCAUGGGCAGAGGAGACGGUGGUGCCGCCCUACGAGAGGUUCCAGGUCACCGGGGUCAAGGAGACGCCAAGGGAGAAGAUGGUGCAUGCCAAGUCGGUGGGCGUCUGCAGCAACCAUAACUGCGAGAAAGGUGAGGGGGAGGCCGCGAGGAGGGACGUGAGUUAUGGAAGGCCACCAGGGAGAUAAAAACUAGCCCCUAGGGGGUGACAGCUCAGGUCUGGCCCUGGGGUGGGGUGGGGUGAGGAAUAGGACACAGGGCCUUUCCCCUCUAGGGGGCGCCGGCCGCUAUCCCACUCCAGGCCAG